Molecule: messenger RNA, 13290 nt
Organism: Diabrotica balteata
Lineage: Eukaryota; Metazoa; Arthropoda; Insecta; Coleoptera; Chrysomelidae
Source: the annotation of a GenBank genome assembly
AGUGGAAUACGCUUCUCAUUUUAGUCAAUAAUGUUACAUAGCGCGGGGUUUUGGAUUAUGUAACUACCGUUGUAAGACUCAUGCUGUAACUUCCGAGCGAUAUGUGAGUUUCUUGUGAUAAAAAAUUAAAGUACACGCGGGACCUGCCGGCAAAUUUGAAAAUUUUGGAACUGGUGGAUAUUUUUUGGGAAUUUCUUUGAAUUGGACGCUCUAAAUUUUUUUCUGUUUUUAUUUUUAUUUGAAAGAAUUCAAGUCUUUUCGGUUUACUUUGUGUCAAAAUGAAGGUGCGGGUUUUUUAAGACGGAAAAUUAAGAAAAGCGGACAGUCGUAUCUGAUGAUAGGUGGGAGAUUUUUUGGAAAAGGAGUGCUUUGAGAAAAUGGGAAAGAAGGCCAGGAAAACUAGAUGGAGAACAUUGGAAAUUACCGAUGAACACAGCGACAGCGAAGAAUCACACAUUACCACAUCGACGAGGUUGCCGAAGACAUUUCAGCAGAAAUCGUACUACAACAAACUACCUUACUCUAGUCAGUCGACCCCGCGCCGAAAGUACCAACAUGAGAGUACCAAAUCCACCCGAAGCAGCAGUACGGCUAGCGAAAACAAAAUUACAUUUAAUGAAGAUGAGUAUACUAAAAUCACAACUCCUAGACAAGAUGUUCUAUUUAAGAAGGGUUACCUGAACAAGCCCAGAAACUACCAGACGCAGACGUCAACUGGUACUUCCACGACAUCAACGGGUAAUUCCACGGGAAACGGUACUCCCGAUCAUCAAUCAACAGAUUUAGAAUACGACUCGCAAUUCGUCUUCCCGAACGGUUUUGUAGAUCAAAAUGGAAUCUACUAUGUAAAUAGUUUUGAACCAUAUCCUUUAAUGUUAUACAAUCCUCCUACGUACUAUACGGAAUUUUCAAACUCGAAAUCAAAGAGAUACAGCACUGGUUCGUUGACGGAAUCAACAAGUCCGAACAAUGAAGAGGCUACCAGUCAAGAUUUAAGUGGUGGUGAAGCGUCGAACAAUGUGUCCGAUUACAGCGGAAAUCACAACGUAUACAACAUGGUCUAUCCUGGUUAUUAUGUUAAUGGAAUAUGUCCACCUCAAGAAAUUGAAGUACGCGAAUAUCCAACCGAUCAAACUCGAAAAAUUAAGAAACGCAGGCGUCGAAAGACCUCGAAAUCUCAAACAAAUAACCAAGACAGUACUGAAUGUAGCGAAGAUGAAGAUCCGGAACCUACACAACCCAAACCUGCAGAAAAACCUGCGAUAAAACCUGUAGAACCUACAGAAAAACCGUCAAAUAUAUCUGUAGAAGUAUCGAACGCAAACCCAGAACCAAAACCCGAUUCCAUAAAAAGUACAACGGAGGAAACGCCCAAAAUGAAUGGUCAUACAGAGGAAAAACCUAUACAAAUCGAAAAAACCGAUAAUGCAGAACCUGUAAUUAUUGUGAACGGGUCUCCUGAAGAAGUUAAAACUUGUACAGAGAACCUAAAAUCUACAAAGUACGAUUUGAAACCGGAUGCCGAAGAAUUUGUACCACGAGCCUUUAGAACGCCAGAAAUACCUCUAAGUCCAGUACAAUUCAUCAAAGUACCUCCAAACUUUAUGCCUAUACCGGUGGUGCCAUUCAACGGACAAAUCAGCCCAGCAUUUAUACCUCCAGGAGGCAUACCAAUCAACUUCCUACCUCCAGAUCCAAAGAUGUUUCCAAACUUUAUUAAUUUCGUUCCUACACCACCAAGAAAUGAAGAGACUAUGGAAAAGAACAAAGAAGCUAAAGAGGUUACAGCAAACGACCAAAAAACCUGUGUUAUCGAUAAUAAUACUGCCAAAGCCGAUAUUCCUGUGAAAACCGAAAAAGUAGUAGAGAAAAGUACUCCAGGAAAAACUAUCGAUAUUUACACAAUCGUCUCGAAACUGGAAGAAGCAGCAAAAGAACAAGAAGAAAAUGACGAAGAUAAAAGUAAAGUUACUGAUAUAGAACAAAGUACGAAGAAGAGAAUAUUUAAAAAUAACCAAAAAUACCGAUCUAAUUUUAAAAGAAACUACUAUAAUAGUCCCAGAAGUUCGCCUCAAAGGCAAAACGGUGAUAUAAGUAUCCACAACGGUUUCGACACUAACGAAAAUAAACAUAUCGCAAACGACAGCCGACUCGAAGAAAAGUCUGAUCCUAAAUUUAUAAGGGAGAGUCCCGAGAGGUUCAGGAAAAAUUGGAAAAACUACCAAAAUAAUAACAAUAAAUGGCAUCAAAACGGAACUCCUAGAAGUCCGAAAUAUAGCCAAAGGGUUCCAAUGAACGGAGAAUCGAGACAAAACUUAAAGCACGUAUCUGAAACAAUCAAAACGAUUGAAAAUCCUAAGAAAACUGAAUCUCCGAAUAAACCUCCACUCAUUUCACCGGCAAAAACAAACCAGCCGAAAAUUCCAGAUCAAUGGAUUUCUGUGUCUAGUCGAAAAAAACGGAAGAACAAAAACGCUGAAACUGAAACAGAAGACAACGAUUUUGUGGUUGAAGAUAAUAUUCCGAUAGAAGAGGAUAAAGACGAUCAAUUUCAGAGCUACGACGUAAAUUUGCUUGUUGAUGUUAUUCCUCCAAGUCGAAUAGAAGAGAUACCUUCAGCUCGAAUGGAAGAAACUCUAACGGUUGAAAUAAAUGAAGAGAAAAUUGGGGAAAUCAUUAGCAAUAUAGCACAAAUAGAAUCAAACAGUAUUCAGAACAACAGUCUAGUGCCAGAUAUUAGGUCUGUUACAGAUAUCGAAAGCGAAAUUAUCAAUAAAGAAGAAACAUUGCCGGAAGAAAUUCACAAAGUAUCUGCAGAAGUAGUAAUAGAAAAUGAAAUUACUUCUAUUACUACCGUGGUUACACCUGAGACUGAAACUAUUGAUAAUGUAGAUGAAGACGUUAAAAUGUUAAAGAAGAAAUCUAAGAAGAAUUCCCAAAAACCUCAACCCAAAAGAGUGAUAAUUACAGAUAUAGAUUUGUCUGAUAAAUGUGAGGAACCAAAAACACCAAUUAAAAAAGUUGUAAAGAAGGUUGAUAAAUCUAAAGAGGCUCCAGAAAUCAAAAUCGAAACAGUUGAACCUAUAGUGAUGAAACCAGUGCCUUCCGAUGAUACAGAUGAGAAGAAGAUAAAAAAGAAAAAGAAGAAAACCCCAAAGACUGUAGCUGAUUCAAGUUUGUCCAGUUCGACAACUACUUUAAGUGUGACUGAAGAUGCAUACGAUAUUUUAUUAGAUGCGAAUCUAUCGAUAGAGUCUGACAAAACGAAUGACGAGAUUUCAGUCGAGCUAGAUAAGAUGAUCCAGAAAGGAAUGUACAGUAACCUAGAGGGUAAAAUGAGAUCCCUCAAUAUUGCCGAGGAAGAUGGUUUCUUCAAGUCAGUGUUCAGUAAGAUACCGAUAAGUGGGAGAACAGAGGCCACAGGUUUUUUGAAAACGCCGGACUUUACCAAAAUUCCUCUGUACAAAGCGGACCCGGUAAGUGACGAACAAUUAUUAGAAAGUAAACAAACUAAUGAACCAUUACCUGCUUCAGAAUCGCCAGACGUUUUUCUAGACCUUCGCCACGAGAAGCCCGAUGACGCGCCCAAAGAACCGAAAAGUCUCUACCCCAUCACGGAGGCUGUGAAAGAGUGGAUGUGCCGAACUCGGGAAACCACACCUGAAGUCGAAAUUUUCAAAAGCCCGAUGACGAUAUACAAAGAGUUUUGCGAUAGUGACACUAACAGUGACACCGAAGUGUGCGCAAACUUACUGUCUAAUGAACUAAGUGCUAGUGCCGAUGACGAAGAAGAUGAGGUCACUCUCUUUACUACAGAAGAUGCCAAAUCCAGAGAGGGAAGCAGCGAAGAUCUUCUCGAAUACUGGGAAGAUUUGAAACCGGAAGAUACGCAGACGGAAACAGUAGGGAACGAGAAAGUUGAGAACGUGGACGAAGAACAAGGCUUGGAAGUUUAUGAAAGCAAAUAUGGAAAAAACGAAGAUUUCUUAAAUCUCCAAAAGGAAGUCAGGGAAAAAACGAAAACGACAUUUCCAAGACAUGGAAAUCUGCCUUACCGAGCUGUCUGUUGUAAUUUAAUGUGAUCUUUAACAGUUAUUGCUAAACGAGAAUAACAAGAUUAAUUUAUAAAACAAUGUAUUGUCAUUAUCAUCAGUUAUCUACGCAUUUUAUGCUCUUGGAUUUUUACUGUAGUUUUGCUGAUUUUGUAUAUUUUAUUUCUCCAUAUUACAUUUAAAAUUACCUAUAACGUAUAAAUAUCGGCGGUAUACUUAAAUUUUUUUACAUUAAGAUUAAAAAAGAAAAAUGUUAUAAGUAAAAUGUUUAAAAUUUAUGUUUUUCGAACAUUCUUCUGUUUGUCCAAUAUAAACCCAAACUUUUGAACACAUGAAUCCUUAAAAAAAUUUUGCCAAUUUGGAAAAAGUCAAAAUUACAAACAUAUUUGUACAUUUCUUCCAAUAUUCACGUUUAGCAACUAACUAGCGAUACCUAUUGCUACAUUAUUAGCACUCAAACUGUGUGUACUGUCUCCAGUAAGUUUUAUUUAAAAAUAUGUGUACAGUAUUUUGACCUACAUUAAAAUUUCUUUUCGCAAUAUAUGAAAAAGAUGUUAUAACCUAUGGUAGGUUGAUUUUGUUGCAGAAAUUUUUAUGAAUUUUCAGUUGUUUGCAAAAUUAUACUAGAAACGUGUAACCACUUCUGAAAUGUCAUAUAACCUACCCUUUUUCUUUGAUGUACUUGUAGUUACGGCAUUUCUAAAAUAUUUUAGAGUAUUUUAUAACAUUUUGUCAAUCCAUGAACUGGAUCUGUGAAUUUGAAAAUGCUGGUGAUAGAUAGUGGUGAUCAAUGAGUAAACAGAGGAACUGAGUGACUGAGUGAUUUUGAGAUGUGCAACAAGUAGGACGAACUAGUUGACCUGGUUGGCUUCUUCAACGACUUGUUAUCGCUUAUACAGACAUGCCAUUGCUUACUUUACUUAAAAAUUAUUUUAUAUUUUAAAGAAAAAAAUGCUGUAUGUUCUGGCACCUAUGAAAAUGUUGUGCUUUGUCAAUCUGCUAUAGUCUCUCAGUUGUAUCUGGUUAUCAGGGAUAGUGUUACUGAAAAAUCUUAUCAAUAAAAAAAUAUGUUUAAUCAAAAGUUUAAAAUAUAGGUUUUUCUUUGUCUUAAGAACUAACAACAAAAUCAACGACUAUCAUGGAGUUAAAUAUAUAAUAUUGUAGUAAUAUUCUAAAAUCACGUCAAUUUCUAUUGUGAGUUAAAACUUUUGUGUCACAAUUUUAUAUUGGUUUCCUUUUUGAGCAAUUUUCAAAAGAAUUUUGAUAACUCAACAAUAGAAAUAAGUCUGCGACUAAGAAUAUUACCAUUUCAUACUAUAUUUUUACAGAUAUAUCCGUAUAUCCUGAAGAUGGUUAUAUACCAGUUCAUUCUAGAUGCAAUAAAUAUUAUCAGGUACCAAAAUAUUUAUAAUACACGCUGACCAGUUAAGAAUUUUGUUAACAAAUACAUAUUUUAUUGUUACUGUAUAUUGUGAAUAACUACAAAUAGUAAAUUGCACUACAAAAAUGAGAGGGUUCGGUGUUGUUAAAGAUAUAAUAUCAAAGUAACUUAAGCUUGUUCCACACUACUAAUUUCUGUGACUUUGUAAAGUUCUUAGUUAAUAUUUUUUGUUUAAUAUGCAAUUUAAAUGUAAAACUCAUUAUAAUAGAUUAAAAUUAUGGUUUUUUCGAAGAAAAGUUCAUCGAAAACUAGUUUAUCAUUCACUGACAAGAAGAUGCCCAACUUAUAUUGUAUACGUCUAUAUAUCAAAUAUAUUUUAUAUUAUUAUUUGGGCUUAUAUUAUUCGGGACUAACUUCUCUAUAUAAUAACAGCCAACAUAAAGUUAAUCUACAAAGAAGUUAUUGGCAUAGAGCUUACCAAAACGUAAAUUCUUGAUUUGACAAUUGUAUUAAGAUCUUAAAUAUCAAAAGCUUCAUUGUCGACCUUGACGGAUUUUUACGUAUAUUUCAAUUAUACUUUAAACGCAACGUUUAUAUUAGACGUUGUACCUAUUUUUUUUAUUUUUAUAAUGACAGAUUUUUCCUAUCGAAAUGUAAAUUCUAGAUUCGACAACUGUUUUAAGAUUGAUAUCUGAAAUAUUACACACUUUAUUGUUGUGGCGAAUUUUGCCGCAUAUAUUUUAAUUAUAUUUUAAACAUGACGGUUACAUUAUUUAUUGAUUAUUUUAUCUUAUCUUCGAAAAGAUUAUUGAACGAACAACCUCCGACUUGAAUUUCAUUCAAACAUAAAUUCUAGAUUCGAUAAUUGUCUUAAGAUCUUAAACUUCCGAAACUUGAUUGUCGACUAUAGCGGAUUUAUACGUCUAUAUUUCAAAUAUGUUUUGGAUAAGAUGGUUAUUUCAGUCGUUGGAACUGUUCUUUCAUAGACAUUUUCUCUCAAAUAACAGUAGAUAUCAUAAAAAUUAAUUGGUUUAUACAUUGUAGACUUUUUAUAGAAAUGUAUCUUGUACCUAUAUAAAUAAAACAAUAAAUAUAAAAAAGAAAGAUAGGUAUUAAAUAUAAAAAAUAUAAAGAUCGAAAAAAAGUAUAUGUGGCAAAAGUGAAGUACACAAAAGAAGUUAAAAAUUGAAUAAGGAUAUACGUUGCGUUGGUGACCAUAAGAAUACAAGAAAAAAUGGAGGAAAGAACAAGAUAGUAAACACUGGAAUUGAAAAUAUAUUGAAUAACUCGGUGAGGGAGACACAGAGAUUAGUAAUGUGACACAUUGUGUUAUUUAUUUGUAUAUAUGAUUAUAACAAAUCCUGCUCAGGUACCUGUAACUUACAAAAAUUGAUCGACAGUCCCGAAAUGUUCAAUAAUACAAUUUAUUGAACUAAAACUAAAUGUAUGCUAAAAUAUAGGGUACGAUCGGAAAUUUCGUUUAUAUUUUAGAAAUAAUGUUAAGACGGAAAAUAUUGAUUUUUGAUGGCAUGUGCGCAAAUUUAGACAUCUACGUAGCAGCUGUUUAAACUAUUAUUAUCAAUAAUGCUAUUUAUUAUUAAUUAUAAAUUACGGUUUUACAUGUUUUUUUUCAAAAAAAUAUGCCGUUUGUUAUCUUUUAUCCAUAAUAUAUCGCAUGUCAUACGUCAUCUGUCAAAUCUCAUCCGUCAUUUAUUAUAAUUCAUCUGUCAAGUUAUUUUUUGAUAUUUUGGCAUACACUUAGUAAACCGACGACCAAAUCAAGACAUUGAUUGUACUUAAAUUAUAGAUUUCUCUGAGGCUGAAAAAAAAAUAUGUUUAAAAAUAUUGAAACAACUAAAAUCGUAAUAUGUAGACAGUCCAGUAAAAAAGUAAAAAUAUUUUUUGUAUAUAGUAGAUACUUUUGAUUUACUUUUAAGCAUUUUCACGUAUACGCAUUUUAUAAUUUUUUUUUUAAAUAAUAUUGGGCUGUACUAUGUUGAGAUUAGGUACUACAAAUUGUGAAAUUCUAAAUUCUUCCAAAUAUGUCCAUGCUAAGGACAAGAGUAUCUGUACGUUUAAAUUUUGUCCGUUGCUAUUUUAAAUGAUUAUUUUUAGGCAAAAUGUUACAAGAUAUGUAUAAUUACUUGACAUAUAGAACGAUCAAUAUAUGAUUCGGUUUAAAAAGGAAUAUAAAGCAAACAUGUGUGAAUAUGUAAAACUCCUGGCAAGUAUUUGUUGCUUUAUUAUUCUUUGUAUUUUGCCAAAUUUACAUGAUAAAUCAAUCUUUUGUGUAUCGAACAAAAGGUUGUGUUAAUAUUUGUGCUUGUUUAAAACGUGAGGGACUUUUUUAUGUGCGAUUUGUAAAGCUAAGUUUGCUUUUUUAUAACUAACUAGAUAUUUGCUUGCCAAAAUUGACCAUAUUUUAUUUGUAAUUUUUAUAUAAUUGAGCCAAUACUCGUUAGCUUAGUCUCCAUUAAGUCGCAAUUAGCAUACUCGGACGAAUUUGCUUUAUUUUCCUCUCUAAACCAUUGUCCCGCCAAAAAGUAAUAUACCUUAAGCAACAUUCAGCUACGCCAAAGAUAUUUACUUUUUUCGGGACACCCGGUAUAAUGAUGGCGACGAAGUGUUAUAGCAAUGAUUGGAAACGGUGCUCAAAAUGUUGUUGUUGUUAAGAUAUAUAGGUAAAUGUUUAUAUCGAAAAGGCCUACGUCAUUAAGGAGACUGAACGUUGCCAUAUUUUUGACGGGGCAGUCAAAAACCGAAACGAUGUAUACUUUUUGACAUGACCUCGUAUAGGCCGAUCACUCGAAAAGCUGUUGGAAGUAGAACGGGUUUUUAAUGCAAACAAUUAUUUUAAAUGUAAAAAAACGGUAAAACAUUAUUUCAGGGUAUCUAAAGAUAAAAUUUUCAAAUCACUCAAAACUAUAGAAGUAAACUAUAAAGAGAACAAAAAUAUACUAUUUUAUCUCCUAAAUACAUAAAAAAAAGUUCAAAAUAAACUAUAUAGCAUUUUCGAUUUGUUCCAGAUCAAUACCUCGACCUAACCUCACAAAUAAAACGGUGACGUCACGUUAUAAUUAUUGUGAUCACCAAAAAACAACUAACUAAAUAUUUUAUAGGCAAAAAUGGCACGCAUUUUUAAAUAUAAACCCUUUUUAUUGUAUUUUAUUCAGUUAUUGAGCUGUAUGCUACUAUCAACUAAUAUAUAACCAAAUAGUUGAUUUCGCAAUUGCUUUUUACAAAAAAACCCCCGUACUUCCUUCAACUGUAAAUAUGAGAUCUGGCUUAAUAACAAACUAUGUCAAGUAUAUGGUGCACGAUUUUUAUUGUAGGUACUUGUUUAAAACAUUGUUUUUUAUCGUUGAACUCGUUAUUGUUAUAAAAUGUAACGAAUAUAGGUGGGAAUUCACCUUUUAAAUAUAUAGCGGUGCCACCUCUGCAUAAUUUUAAGCGUUAAUUAAGUUUAUCGACUUUUUUGUUUUUUUUUUUUAUUUUGUUUUUAACUAUAGAAUAUAUCGAGCUCAGUUACAUGUUAUUUUGAGUAGAGUACGAUUUUACCAAUCUUACCUGUAUCGCCUGAAACAUAAAUUUUAAUGUAAAAUGUGCGUUUAGCGUCAAUUUAAAUCAUUUUAGGCUAAUCUUAUAGACGAGAAUUUUGCAAAUUUUAGUUUUUAGGGGUCUUUGUCUAUAUUAUUUUAUAGAUGCAGCUAUCGAAAUUAAGGUAGGGUUUCUUAUUUAUUGAAUCCACAGUUGACGUAAAACUAUCUGCAAACUGCAUAUUACUAACAAACAGAUCAAGAUGCAAAAUGAAAAACAAAAAGUUUAGAACAACACGCCAAAAUAUUGGAAGCAAUGUUAAAGAUAAAGACGUGAUGUAUUUCUAUCAAGAAUCGAAACAAGGAUUUAGCUGAAGGAAGAAGAGAAUUUAUUGGAACGAGUUUUAAAAAUAUUUUCUUGUGGCAUAUCUACGUAUAUUAUGUACUAUAUUCCAUGGGAGUAAACCACAAUUACAACUUAAAAUAGGUUAUAUUUGUCGUGUAGAGCCAGAUCAACCAUAUAAACAGAAAGAAAAAAUAAAAAAAGGAACUUUAAAUAAUUCGGUUAGAUGCCUUCAAAGUAAGAAGAAAUGGAGAAUAAUUACGAUAGGUCUUAGUAUGCUCAAAUUAGAUCCUCCACAUAAUUUGGACGAAAUGAAUGACGUUCACAAAAAUAUAAAUAAGAAGUUUAUCGAAGCCAGACUACAGGUUGCAAAUGAAAAAAGAUAUAAAAAAGACAAAAUAAUAAACAGCUAAUGAAGAAAAAAGCCUGCUACUAGUCGAAAAGAACUAAAAUACGAAAUCAAAAAAUGGAACGAGAACUUAAUAGAGCUAGUCAAAUAAAACAACACAGGCUCAAAGUAUCUGGACCAAUCCUGGGUAUUCAGAAAAUUAUCAAAAUUAAAGACACCAAUAAUAAGAUAGGGAAGGACAAAUAUAAAAUAUGAACACUUCCACAAACCCUUGCACAGCUCGCAAAGGCAGCCUAAUGUACCAACAAAAGAGAAUGUUAAAAGAAAAAUAGUAAAUAUGGGAGUACUACCAAAUACAAAUGAAUUCGAAAUAGAAAGAGCUAAAAAAUAAUGAAAUCAAGUGUACAAACUGUUUACCAGUAUUAUUAUUAAACAUGGAUCACUUACAAAAUGGAUAGGUAAUUAUCAAACGGUAAGAGAGGCUUGCUUUCGCAAAGGAUAUAGUACAUGAGACCGUCUGCUGACAAUGAUAGUCUUGUCUUCGUAGACUACGAAAAGCCGUUUGACUGUAACGAGAAGUGAGCCAUUGAUGCACCUAACCUAACCUAGAAAACGUCUUUAAAACUAAAAAUUGUUUAACAUAUGGCAUCAACGUUAAUGGCAACAAGUUAAACAACAUCCUGAUUAUAGAGAGCACAUUCGAGGAACUGCCAUCUGUGGUGGAAGAACUCGCAGACCUUUAAUACGUCGGCCUAAAAGCGAAUAUGACAAAAACAAAAACAAUGACAAACACAGAUGACCACAGACGUAUAACUAUAAAUGCCAAUAAGAUAAAUAAAAGUCCAAGAAUAUAUCUACCUAGGCCAAACUCCGAAACUUGACAAAGAGAACCAAAGUGCGAAAAUCAUUAGAAGAACAAGACACGUGUUGGCAGGAGUUGGAAAACUCAGUUGAAUACUUAAAAACCGCAUAUCUCAAUACUUGAAAAUCAAAGUGUUCAACCAGUGCAUCCUUCAUAUCAUGACAUAUGAAUGUCAAACUUGCACCCUAACCAAAGCAAAUAUGAACAAACUAGCCACAACAGAAAGGGCAAUGUUUAAUAUAGUCAUUUCCUUUAACCAGAUUAAUUUAGUAGGCUUUCCACUUGUAGUAUUCAGACAAUACUCAAUUGUAUUAAAACACAAUAGACUCAAACAAUUUACUUAAUUAGAGACAUAGAAAUGCAUUCCGUAGUUCAGUAAAACGGUAGCCUCUUGUUAAAACAAGAAAAAUGUAGUUGGUCGAACUUUGAGACAAUUUUUUACGCGUAGAAUGUUGUAUCAUGAACUAAUAGAUUCGAGUGCAAAACGUAGACUGAAGUUUCUUUACGCACUGAAACAAGUGCCGAACCUUUUGAAUAAUUAUAAGUUAGGAUAUUUUUGUACUAAUAGGUAACAAACGACAGUUGUAGACUGUUAGAACUAUUAAAGUUGUGAAAAAAAGGUAAAUACGGCAACAAACUUAAAAGUAGUUUAAAUUUGUUGGGCAUAUCGUAAUUAAAUAGAUCGUUUUAUUAUCUUAAAAGACAAACAAUAGCCUUUAAGUACUAAAAAACGCAAUUUCCGUAAAAUACAGGUUUCCAAAAUGUUCUACAGCAUCUUACUCAGAAAUUAAAUAUCUACAGUUUUAAAACUAAUUGAAAUGUGUAAUAAAAUAUUAAGCCUAUUUUGUACUUAAUACAUCGACGAUAAACUUAACAUUUGAUUUACCGAUCAAUAUUUACUUUUAUAAAGUUCUUUAAGCAUUCUUUUAUCUUCCUCCAAAUUAUCUAUGUUAAGAAGAACAUCGUCAUCGUGAAUAAUUCAAUCUGUCUUUAUCGAUGUUUAUUAUUACGUUACUUCGAAUGUUUCAAUCUGUCUCUAUCGUUGUUCAUUCUUAUGCUACUUCGAACGUUUUAUUCAAAUGCGCAUUAAUUCAUUUGAUUAAUGACAAUUAAUUAAUGACAAGUCAGGAAAAAACGAACUGUUCUUUGAAGACCUAGAACAAGGCUACAGAAGAACUCGUAGGAAUGACAAUAAAAUAGUACAAGGUACAUAAAUUACGAGAAUAUGACGAGGGCUCAAUGAUAUUAACAAUAACUGGGCUGCCCGAUUCUUCAAGUAAAAAAGCACUUAGCUAAAGCUAAAAAAAAUUUUCUUCAGCAUUUCCUUCAGUUCAUUCAUAAACCUCCGGAACCAUUGUAGUAGUUGUCAUGAUGUCAUAUUCAGAUUUGUCUCUGGUCAUUUCUAUUAACUCUUGUAAUGAUCUUUUGCAGAUUCUGGCAACCUGGUCAAAUCAUCUUAUUGCGGACCUUCGUCGUGGUCUUUGCUCUUUUACAUUCCCUUGAUCUACAUAAUUUCUGUUUUUUUGUCUCGUAAUAUCUCCAAAUUAUUUUAAUUGUGUUAUAAUUGAUCCAAUGCGUUUGUAACAUUUUUCUCUAGUAGAAUAUUACAGUGGCAUAUAAUAUCUUUUUUUUCAACUGUCUCAGUAUUCUGAUUCAGUAUUGGGAAUGUUCAAAAAAAUCUAACAAAAAGUAUUGAAAAUAUGUUAGGAUGUUUUAAGAGAAAAGCACUGAGGAGAAUUUACAGUUGGGUAAAUCAGAUAUCGUCAAACCUGGUGUACCUGUAAUCAGAUAUCGACAAACACGUAAAAAUAUAACGGCUCAUGUAGUGCAAAUUGAGCAAAAUGAUCCAGAAUGAAAAACGCCGCUGAUAGACUGAGUGAACAGAUGAAAAUAGGAACAAGAAUUCUUGUUAACUUCGACAAUAACGCAAGAAACAUAGAAAUACUAACAAUACGGAGGAAUGCGAUGGUUACGAUAAACUGGCCGAAAUUCUUUAGCUUGAUAUGUUUUUGUAAAUAUUUUAAAUGGAUCGCAAAUAUCUAUAAUCAAUUCUUCAGGCAUUUAGUGCCUUCGGGAAUUGUGCAAGUUCCACAGUGUUAAGUCCUUUUGACAAUCUACUGAAAUUACUAAAUACCUACUAUAUUAAGGGUUUUUCCCUUUCAUUGUAGUUUAACAUUGAAUUUGUUAUUUUAAUUUUACUUAUGACACUAGUCAUUUGUACUUGUAACUGUAAUUAACAAAUAUUUUCUUGUUUAUUUACAUUUACUCGAUUUAAUGAUGUCAUAGAAUAAAAAAAUUGCGAUCUACUGCUUAAGUAUAUGCCAGGAAAGGGUAUUGGCGGCGCAAAAUGGCAUUCUCCAUUUUCAAUUGAAAAAUCGCAGUGGUUUUUGAAGAAGCGACUGUAAAACAGUUUUGUAGUAUGUAGAAUCUGGCGAUACAGGUGAGAUUGUGCCUCAUUUGUAGGAAGCUGCGUGAUUUUUGGACGAUUGUAUGCAUGUUCCCCAAAAAAUAUAUCAAAAGUGGCUUACUGCACGUUUAUGACAAUAUUGUUGUAAAGGGGAAACUAAGUUAGUUUUAGUUGAAUAAAAAAACUACAAACCAGUGUGUAAGUAAAGUACGUAAUGUUUUAGUUAAUUUUGUUUUUCUUUUUUUGAACUGUUGUAUGUAUAAAAUUUUGGUUGUAUCUAUAUAUUAAGUUUUGUUGUUAAGUGGUUAUUUUUUGAGAUUUGUGCCUUCGCGAUAUUUGUAAAAUAAAGAAAAAUUCACC